Molecule: messenger RNA, 495 nt
Organism: Eucalyptus grandis
Lineage: Eukaryota; Viridiplantae; Streptophyta; Magnoliopsida; Myrtales; Myrtaceae
Product: glucan endo-1,3-beta-glucosidase-like
Exons: 1
Coding region: 1-495 (164 amino acids)
Biological process (GO): carbohydrate metabolic process
Cellular component (GO): plasma membrane
Molecular function (GO): hydrolase activity, hydrolyzing O-glycosyl compounds
Source: RefSeq, a predicted model, not a curated record
AUGUCAUCAACUUCGACGAUCCACGUUUUAUCAAUAGUAGCAUUGCUGCACUACCACAUCGGAAUUACAAAGGCGCAGCUCGACAUUGGUGUGAACUACGGAAUGGCUGCGGAACAGCUCUCCUCUCCGGACAUGGUGGUCCAACUUUUCAAGAAUUAUAGCAUUGGAAAAGUGCGACUUCCCGAGCCGAACUCAGCCGUGCUCGAAGCGCUUGAGAACAGUGGAAUAGACGUCACGCUAGGCAUAAAAAAGGAAGACUUACCAUCCAUAGCAUCGAGUGCUAAAGCGGCUGAGACAUGGUUCAACAACCAUGUGGAGCCCUACAUCCCGCUAAUGAUUUUUCAGUAUAUCACAGCUGGUAAUGAAGUCGUUCCCGGAGAUUUGGCUAAAUAUGUAUUACCAGCUAUGCAAAAUAUACAAAAUAUUAUAAAUUCAUCUGAAUAUACUGGAUUGAGGGUGUCCACAGUAGUUGGGAUCGCUACCUUGGGGGUUUAG